Messenger RNA from Cotesia glomerata, 393 nucleotides. RefSeq names its product ankyrin repeat and SOCS box protein 11-like. The record is from RefSeq and is a predicted model, not a curated record. The transcript has a single exon. Gene Ontology annotation, molecular function: protein binding. The coding region runs from base 1 to 393 and encodes 130 amino acids. Lineage: Eukaryota; Metazoa; Arthropoda; Insecta; Hymenoptera; Braconidae.
AUGCUGGUGAAGAAUGGUGCUGAUCCUUGCGCUAAAAUUGAAUUAGCAAAUUUAAAUGUUACCGGUGUUAAGAAUAUAUUAAGCACUACACCGAUUAUUAACAUCAACAGCAUUUUCAUCUGCAAACCUCAGUAUAAUAGAUGUCCAACUACUCUAGCUCAUCUAGCUAUCGAAUAUAAAAAUGAAGAAUUGUUAGAUUAUGAGAUCAUUUCGAACGCAGAUCUAAAUAUCAAUAUCCCACACCAAGGAACUGUUUUGAAAGUUGCUGCGAAAAUGGGAAAUUUGAAUGUAGUUCAAAAAUUAUGUGAAUUUGGAGCCGAUGUUAAUUUACAAACUUUUGAAUGGUCCACGCCACCACUGAUUCAUGCUGCGAAGGAAGGUUUUUCGAGGUAG